Urocitellus parryii (Arctic ground squirrel) is the source of this 747-nucleotide messenger RNA. The record is from RefSeq and is a predicted model, not a curated record. Lineage: Eukaryota; Metazoa; Chordata; Mammalia; Rodentia; Sciuridae.
AUGGCAGUAUCUCCCGCUACUCUUUCUGGUCCAAGGAAAGAAAUGAGCAUUCUGGAAUCUAACCAGUACCUGCUCUCUCAGCUGGAAGAAAGCAAACAGAAAUUGCAAGAUCUCAGAGAGAAAUACCUCACUUCCAAAGCUACAGCUUUCUCUCUGGCCAACCACCUGCAGAAAUAUGGGUGUGAGGAGUACAAAGAACUCAUUAAAUCUGUGCUGGAAGAGGAGCUGCAGUCUGAAGAGGGCGGUGUGGCAGAGGAGUUGAGACGAGGUGCAAGACUUGGGAAAUCUGAUAGCCUGUUUCAGGCUCAGGCCCAAGAACUGACCUAUUUACGGCAGAAAAUACAGGAAGGGAGAGGUGUCUGCUAUCUUUUUGCUCAGCACGUGAAAAAUGCAGUCAAAUCUUUUGAGAGUGUCCUCAGGAGCACUGGCGUCACCAGCUAUCAUGGACAAAGACUCUGUGAGCAACUGACCCAAGGAAGCAAGCUGGCAGAGCACCUUGCCCGCAGGCUCACCACUGAAAAUCAUAGUAAGAAGGAUGAAGACAGACAAAGGCUACAGGCUGUCAGGUUCAGCAGGGAGGUCCCAGAAGAGGAAGCAAAUGAAAUCCUGGAAGACUCACUAGAUGAACAGUACUUGACUCCUUCUAGCCACUGUGACUGUCAACAGCCUUCUAGCAGCAAUGUGAUCUUGUCUAAUAUGCAAGAAGCCACCUCUGCUAUGGGCAUAGCCAGUGAGUAUUCCUCUUAA